Durusdinium trenchii is the source of this 1007-nucleotide messenger RNA. The record is from the annotation of a GenBank genome assembly. Lineage: Eukaryota; Dinophyceae; Suessiales; Symbiodiniaceae.
CCCAGUGGCCUCGGGCGCUCCGCCUCUUCACGGAGCUCGAGGAGGGCAUUGGCGCGGACACCACCGCCCGGAAUGCAGCCAUUACUGCUAUGGCUACUGCCAGUGAGUGGCAGCAGGCGCUGUCUCUGCUUUGGAAGGGCUUUGGUUUGCGGCAAACGGACGUCAUCAGUUUCAAUGCCUGCAUCAAGGCAUGUGAAGGAGGAGCCAAGUGGCAACUGGCAUUAUUGCUGCUGUCUUUCAUUAUAGACCACAGCUUCGCAGACGUGGUGUCCUACAAUGCUGCAAUCACUUGCUGCGAAAAAGGAGAACAGUGGCAAAUAGCACUCAUGCUCCUCUCGCAUCUUCGAUCUGGGAACACCGCCACCGUGGUCUCCUUCAGCGCCGCCAUCAGCGCCAGCGCGGCGGGCAAGCUCUGGCCCUCGGCUUUGGAGUUGAUGGGAAUGAUGAGGGCUCUGGCAAUCCAGCCCAAUGUGAUCUCGCAGAAUGCAGCCCUCACGGCCUGUGAAAAAGGCCAAGAAUGGCUCAGAGCCUUGGACAUGUGGCGAGGUGGAUUUGGUGAGCUACAACGGAGUUUGGUCAGCUUCAAUGCGGCCAUCAGCGCAUGUGAAAAGGGUGUCGCUUGGGAGGAAGCGCUGGAGCUUCAGAAUGGCUUGGAGGAGAACCACAUCGAAGCAGAUGCGAUCAGCUUUGUCGCCGCAUUGGGUGCUUGCGAAAAGGCCUCGCACUGGGUGAGGACACUUCGGUUGCUGGGUCAGUUGACUGCAGAAAUUGACAUCGGCACCUACAAUUGCGCAAUUAGUGCAUGCACCAAGCGACGGCGUUGGGAGCAAGUUCUUCAAAUUCGACGAUCUCUGGUCGAGAGGCGUCUCCGGUGCGACGCCAUCACGCUCAGCACCACCGUGGCCGCGGCCGCGGCACCGGCGCCGGCGGCGCUGCGGGCGGCGCGGGUGGCGCUGGAGGAAAUACGGAGCUUCGUGCCGAGAGAAAAGCAAGUUGGAGGAAGCCAG